This is a messenger RNA of Eptesicus fuscus (big brown bat), 1068 nucleotides long. RefSeq names its product TIMP metallopeptidase inhibitor 2 (gene TIMP2). The record is from RefSeq and is a predicted model, not a curated record. The coding region runs from base 305 to 967 and encodes 220 amino acids. Gene Ontology annotation, biological process: negative regulation of membrane protein ectodomain proteolysis; negative regulation of endopeptidase activity. NCBI's taxonomy places the organism in Eukaryota, Metazoa, Chordata, Mammalia, Chiroptera, Vespertilionidae. Gene Ontology annotation, molecular function: protease binding; metalloendopeptidase inhibitor activity. The transcript is spliced from 5 exons. Gene Ontology annotation, cellular component: extracellular matrix.
GCCCGCAGCGCACACGGCCCCGGGAGGAGGCAGACGACGGUCCGGCACCCCGGCUGCGCCGCGCACCUCGCCGCCCCCCAUCCUUUCUUCUCCGCCCGUCAGCCGCUCCCCCGCCGUCCCCGCGCCUCCCCCGUGACACAGGCCCGAGAAAGUUUGUGCGGGCGAGUGCGGGCCGGGCGUGGAGGGCGCGCCCAGGAGCGCAGCGAGACCGCGCGCCCCAGUCCGCCCAGAAGGAAGCGCCCCGAACCCCGGCGGCGGCGGCCGAGCCCCUCGCCCGCGCCCCCGGCCCGCGCCCCCGCCCGCCAUGGGCGCCGCGGCCCGCAGCCUGCCGCUCGCGCUCGGCCUCCUGCUGGUGGGGACGGUGCUCCGCCGGGCCGACGCCUGCAGCUGCUCCCCGGUGCACCCGCAACAGGCGUUUUGCAAUGCAGAUGUAGUGAUCAGGGCCAAGGUGGUGAGCGAGAAGGAGGUGGGCUCCGGCGACGACGUCUACGGCAACCCCAUCAAGAGGAUCCAGUACGAGAUCAAGCAGAUCAAGAUGUUCAAGGGACCUGACAGGGACAUCGAGUUCAUCUACACGGCCCCCUCCUCCGCCAUCUGCGGGGUCUCGCUGGACGUCGGAGGCAAGAAGGAGUAUCUCAUUGCAGGAAAGGCCGAUGGGAACGGCAAGAUGCACAUCACCCUCUGUGACUUCAUCGUGCCCUGGGACACCCUGAGCACCACCCAGAAGAAGAGCCUGAACCACAGGUACCAGAUGGGCUGUGAGUGCAAGAUCACGCGCUGCCCCAUGAUCCCCUGCUACAUCUCCUCCGUGGACGAGUGCCUGUGGAUGGACUGGGUGACGGAGAAGAGCAUCAACGGGCACCAGGCCAAGUUCUUCGCCUGCAUCAAGAGGAACGACGGCUCCUGCGCCUGGUACCGCGGGACGGCGCCCCCCAAGCAGGAGUUCCUCGACAUCCAGGACCCGUAGAGGCCGCGUCUCCUCCGCCCGCUGGGACGCCUCCGAGAGCGCAGACUGGUCCAGCUCCGCCAUCCCUUCCUGGAAUAGCAUGAAUAAAACCGUCAUCCAAG